Molecule: messenger RNA, 7566 nt
Organism: Pleuronectes platessa (European plaice)
Lineage: Eukaryota; Metazoa; Chordata; Actinopteri; Pleuronectiformes; Pleuronectidae
Gene: osbpl8
Product: oxysterol binding protein-like 8
Exons: 25
Coding region: 372-3197 (941 amino acids)
Cellular component (GO): intracellular membrane-bounded organelle; cytosol; membrane
Molecular function (GO): cholesterol binding
Source: RefSeq, a predicted model, not a curated record
CCCCUCAGAGCUGUGACAGAACUGUGUAGGCGGACCAGUGGAGAACAGGUUGAGCAUCAGUGGGUCGGUGACGCUCGCAAUCGAACCAGCAACCCUGAAUACUGAUGUUGUGCUUUUAAACAUCAAUACCUGGACCUGGAUGACGUGGCCGAGCGGAGGGGGACGCGCACUGAAGCAAUGGCUGCCUGCUAAUAAACAUUACAACCCCGCCUGCUAACACUUAGCACAGGACCGGACGAAUAUCCACAGCCUGUGUUUCCCUGUCGUCAUCCCGUCACGCGACCCGCCGGCACGUAGACCCCCUCAAAUAAAGGAAAGAUAUGCAGCUGUCAGAGCGGCGCUGACAGGCCUGACUCUGGUUUAACACGACCAUGGACUCCUCUUCUGAUUCCCAGCAGGAGCCUGAGAAAACUUUGGAGACACAGAAACCUGAAAACGAUGAAACACAUCUUCAAAUAAAUUGCCUCCUCCAUCUUCCUGCCAAGCCCCAUGCAGAGUUGAGAGAGCACCAUGCCACCUCCGCUGCUGUAGCGUGCAGUGAUGACACCGUCCUUCUGACCCCAGGCAGGAUGAGCCAGCGCCAGGUGAAGGAGCGGGACAAAGAGAGGGAGAAGGAGGCCGGCCUCCAGACGCCCAACAGGGAGCAUGUCUCCACCCCCUCGACCCUCAGCCCGGGGGUGAGCUACACCCACGGUUUUGAGAGAGGGAAGGAGGACCUCUUGCCUCUGCCUUUAAAAGAGGACUCACAUUCCAUUUCAAAGAGCAAGUCUGAAACAAAGCUGUACAAUGGCUCAGACAAGGAUGUGUCGGCGUCUGGAGGAAAGCUCACCAAGAAGGAGUCCCUCAAGGUGCAGAAGAAAAACUACAGGGAAGAAAAGAAGAGGGCGACCAAGGAGCUGCUCAGCACCAUCACUGACCCCUCUGUCAUCGUCAUGGCCGACUGGCUGAAGAUUCGCGGCACUCUGAAGAGCUGGACCAAGCUGUGGUGCGUGCUGAAGCCAGGCGUCCUGCUCAUCUACAAAACCAACAAAAACGGCCAGUGGGUGGGAACGGUGCUGCUCAACGCCUGCGAGCUGAUCGAGAGGCCCUCCAAGAAGGACGGCUUCUGCUUCAAGCUCUUCCACCCGCUGGAGCAGUCCAUCUGGGCCGUCAAGGGUCCUAAAGGGGAAGCGGUGGGCUCCAUCACGCAGCCAUUACCCAGCAGCCACCUCAUCUUUCGUGCUACCUCAGAGUCUGAUGGUCGAUGCUGGAUGGACGCCUUAGAGCUGGCCUUGAAGUGCUCCGGCCUGCUGAAGAGGACCAUGAUCCGUGAGGGGAAGGAGGACAUGAGCACAGUCGCUACUGGCGGAGAACACUCCAUUAAUUUCUACAGUCUCCUGCGAGCCCACAACAUGCACGGUUUCCAGUUCAGUGACAGUGACCAUUUGAAAGACCCGGACCUGUACUCGGACAAGUCGGACCGGGAGGGGGAGCAGGACCACGAGGAGUCGGACCCAGAAGGCCUGGAGAAGAGCGAGGAGAGCGACAGCGACACGUCGGAGCGCCAAGACGACUCGUACAUUGACCUGGAUCCAAACGAACAUCUGAGGGAAACCCCGUACCUGGAGCAGUCCCACGAGGAACUGGGAGAGGCUGGUGAGGCUGCGCAGACAGAGACGGUAUCGGAGGAGAAUAAAUCUCUGAUCUGGACGUUGCUGAAGCAGGUCCGACCUGGCAUGGACCUGUCCAAGGUUGUGUUGCCCACCUUCAUCCUGGAGCCCAGAUCCUUCCUCGACAAACUCUCGGACUACUACUACCACGCAGACUUCCUGUCAGAUGCUGCGAUCGAAGAGAACGCCUACAGCCGCAUGAAGAAGGUGGUGAAGUGGUACAUUUCUGGAUUUUACAAGAAGCCACAGGGGUUGAAGAAGCCUUACAACCCGAUUAUUGGGGAGACGUACCGCUGCAUGUGGCUCCACCAGAGGACAAACAGCAAGACGUUCUACAUCGCAGAACAGGUUUCCCAUCAUCCUCCGGUGUCCGCCUUCUAUGUCAGCAACAGGAAGGAUGGGUUCUGCCUCAGUGGCAGCAUCCUUGCCAAGUCGAAGUUUUAUGGUAACUCUCUGUCGGCCAUAUUAGACGGGGAGGCUCGUCUCACUUUUCUCAACCGAGGGGAGGACUAUGUGAUGAACAUGCCCUACGCCCACUGUAAAGGUAUCCUGUACGGCACCAUGACACUGGAGCUGGGAGGACAGGUCACCAUUGCCUGUGAGAAAACAGGCUACAGCGCUCAGCUCGAGUUCAAACUGAAGCCAUUCCUGGGCAGCAGCGACAGUGUCAAUGAGAUCUAUGGAAAGAUCAAGCUGGGAAAGGAGGUGUUAGCCACACUAGAAGGACACUGGGACAGCGAGAUCUUCAUCAAUGACAAGAAGACGGGGACAGUGGACACUUUCUGGAAUCCGACGCCAGAGCUGAGACAGAGUCGACUCACUCGCUGCACAGUCCCACCAGAGGACCAGGGGGAGUUUGAAGCAGAAAGACUGUGGCAGCACGUGACCCGGGCCAUCAACAACAAGGACCAGACCGAGGCUACCAACGAGAAGUUCUUUCUGGAGGAAGCUCAGAGGAAGUCGGCCCGCGAGCGGAAAGCAAAAUGCGAGGAGUGGAUCUCCGCCCUGUUUGAGCAGGACCCCAUCACUGGAGAGUGGCAUUACCGAUAUGCUGACACAAGGCCAUGGGAUCCACUCAACGACCUGAUCCAGUUUGAAAAGGACGGCUGCAUCCAGACCAAGGUCCGACACCGCACCCCUAUGGUACGUUCUGGCAGUCUUAUUAGUCUGAGUAACCAGGGGCCGCGGAGGGACAAUUGCAAGUGCCAGGUGACGGUGCCAAAGAGGAAACAUAAGAGCGACAAGCCCAAAAGUCCAGAGAGUGGCUGCUCUUCACCUGAACCCGACCGUCAGGACUCGUCUGGCAGCGAACGACACAAAAGCAAACACAACAGUCGGCUGAGGAAAAAAGGAGCCGACCUCAGUGAACUUCAAAGUGCCAUUGAAUCCAUAAAGAAGACGCAGGAGGACAUCAACAGGAGCAUCAGUGUGCUGCGGAGUCGUGCGUCGGGCCGGGUGGAGGGCGGCUCCUUCCUCCAGCAGCGCGACUACAUCAUCAUCUUUUUCCUCAUCCUCCUUCAGGUCGUGAUCAACUACGUCUUCAAGUAGCAGCCAUACCCCACAGAGAGAGCGUGAUGCCCUUAGACACACACACAUACACACACACAUAUAUAUAUAUAUAUAUUGUACACACACACUCUGAGCCUUAGGCUUCACAACGGGGUACGAAGAGUAUAAACUUUGUCCUUUUAAGUGACAGUCUCCACCGACUGUGUUCAUCCGUCUUUACUGAAUCCAACUGCAACACGUCCAGUGGAGAAGUGGAGACUUCGACACACACAGAACAGAGACUUUUAAAAACUCUUUAUUUAUUUUCAACCUGUCCAUUCCGAAACUCUUGAGAGAUCCGAAGAUUUCAAGGCGGAGAGGAGCAGCGGAGAGGAGUCAUCCGUGUAGAAAAGUCUCGACUGCCACUCUGAAGCUUAUUGAUUUGCCUUUGAUGUAAAGAGGCAAAGACAGCAGCCAUUUUUUAGCUGUUCUUUGUGUUUAUUUUUGAUUUGUUUUGUUUUGUUUCUCCACCAAUGAUGGGACACAACUCUGUUGAUUCACUUUCAACCUCAAAAGACAGGGAGCAUCUUCACCCGCAGACGAGUACCAUCACUCAGACGGUGACCAAGACAAAGAAGUAACCUUUUAUUUGGAUGUUUUCGUGUUGUUGCUCUUCUGGUUUGCUUGGCGUGUCCUGGUCUGCGUGGAACAAACAAGCGACGAUAAGGGAGACAGAAACAAAGUGGUCCAAAAAGCGAUGUGACUUAUUUUUUUAUUAUCACAUACUUUCACAGAGGCUCACGCGGGGGGAAAAAGACGAGCGAGACAAAAUAACACAAGUGAUACUGUCAAAAGGAACAGAAGCUAUACUUUCUGCUGUGUAAUAAAAUGUCACCUUUUGCAUACAAAGUCAAUGUUUAAGAAAAAAAAUGAAGUCCGAUGUUUGACACAGCGUCAUUGUAUACCGUAGCGUGUACAGACGGCGGCGUGGUUAGGACUCUAGCCCUAUGUACAGUAUUUUUGUUUGAAGGCACAAAUGCACUGGAAUUGUUUGUAUUGUAAAUACAUUGGUCAUUCUUUCAGUUCGAAUGGUGCUCAGGGGCAUCACAGUACUUUUACAUUUCUGCUCCGAGGUCCGGGGAGGCCACAGAGGGCCAGAGAAUGACUUUUCUAACCACUGCCCUGGUUUCAGUUAAAAGGGAGAAUGACACGUUAAGCGUCGGUAGUGAGGAGUUGGUUUUUAUCGAGGCAAAACACGAAUUCACCAAAAUUCCAAACGACGCGGUCUUAGAUCCGAUGACACAGUAAAGGAAAAGAAAUGGAAGUGCUCUCAUUUGUUUUCUCGACGGUCAGAUGAGACAAUCGAUACCACUCUGUUCAGGUCAAUCAUCACUCGCCCAGACUGAGGAGACCGGAGGAAACAUUCAGUAUUCAUUCAAAAGAAAUCUCUGAAUAUAUCGUAUUUAUUCUAAAGCUCAGAGACCAUUUUUACUAUUCAUGUGGCAGUGACACAGUUUAGAUGUGAUGCUAGAAUCAGGUAGUUACUGCUCCCAUUACAAAAUGAUUCCAUCCAAACAAUCAUUUUCAAAUACACAAUAUUUUGUUAAUUUAGUGAGCGUGCAAGAUGUACUUUUUCUGGGUGAACACUAAAGAACGUGUUGGACUUGACUUCACAUUAAACCACGUAAACAAUAAUAACCAAAGAAAAGGAAAGAGGUGAGGGUGUGUGUGUGUGUGUCUCCCACGGUCUCAGCGUCCACAGUUCAAUGCCUACAUAGAUCAACCUUCAUGUCCAUCAUGCAGAGUGAUAUCAAUCGUCUUAUCUCACUCUCAACAGGAAAGUGAGUAAGUGUGUUUCCCAACACUAAACUAAUAACUGUGUUUGUUUGCCUGUUUCAAAAAGUGCCUGUCAGUGGGUGAAGUUGUGACACAAAAAAAAAAGCUUGAUGGGUGGAAUGGGAUCUAUCGAUGCUGCGUUCAAGACACGUGGGAGGCUCCGAUUUUCAGGCUUCUAAACGUUUCCCGGCACAUGAAGCCAAACUUUAACAGAAAAAAAACAUGGCUGACCGUGACAGUGAUUUCCUGUUUUAACCUCAGCGUAAAUGCAGAACAGAUUUUAAUAUCUAAUAGUAUGUAUAGUAUUUUAAUUAAAAAGAGGCAAAUAUAUUUAAAGUUGCCUUUUAGUUAAUGUUUUUUUUUUUUUUAUGGUACAUGGCGUCAGACAUCUGCUUCUCCAAGGCUUUGAAAUAGAAGAGUUCGACUUAAACAUAGCGUGAGAUGGAAAUAAAAGGAGGGAAGGAAGGAAGGAAAGAGUGGUUCUUGAGAGAAUCCAAGGAAGGAGGAAAGAGGGUUAGAAGGAAAGAAAGAGGGAUGGAAGGAAGGAAGCAAAGAAAGAGUGGUUAAUGAGCGAAUCGAAGGAAGGAAGAAAAUACAGAUUCAUUCCUCCGUUACUUCAUGUCCAGCCCUAUGUAUCAGAAAGUGUUGCAUAAAGCAGAGUCAAGACUGAGCCAUGGAGGAGAACCCCCCCCCCCGAGCUGCACCAUCACGGCAUCAAACAUCACUUCCAGUGCUUUUGCGUCUCAGAUGUUAACCAGGAAAAACUAGCGAUAGACACUUUAGCUGCAGAGGAGACGUACGAAUUUUUUCUACUUACUAGUAUCGAAACAUAGUGAACCAUUCCAGAUGUACUCGAGUACCGGCCAAACUCAAGUGUGUAGAGUAGAAGUCGGCCCUCCCCCCCUACCCCCCCGUUCACUGUGUAAAUAUCCAAUGGGACGGCUCGUCUCCUCACGGGCGAGCGCGGGCCGUUUUUAACAGCGAGCUUUUCGCAAACACACAGACACACUCCUGCGCUCUGUGCACAAGCCAGUCUUUUCAACCUCGUGUGUCUUUCUGUCCACUCACUCUGUAGCUGCACAUGCACGUAGGCAAAAACCGAGGACAACAGAUUAGUGGGUGUACACAGGUUAGAUUCCUAUUGACGGUGUAUCCACAUGGCCUACAGGUGUGUGUGUUGUUCAGCAGUAGCUACCUGCAGCUUCAAACAAAACAAGUGAUGUUUGGCAUAACAACCUUGACAAAUCACGGGAUUGUGAGGAAUAACUAGGUUAUGGUGUGUGUUUGGCUUUACUACCCAGGAAAUCUAGUUAACCAACGAUUACGUUUGAACAUUUGACUGAUUCACUGACGGCUGAGGGCAGCACACAGUCAGGGGUUUUCCUUCAAAGAUGCAAGUUAUUACUCGCCGGGGCCCUUUCGAAAGAUCAAACCUACUUCUGGACCAUAUCGGGAAAUAUUUAUUUUGUGUGUGUCUCUUGUCGCCUGUCAUGAUGUUAGCCUUGUCGACGUUUACAUAUCCGAUUGCCUCCGCCGUCAGCUGACUGUUAAGCGAAGGAGAACUUUGUUACCCCCAACGCAGGUAUUCAAGACAAAACUGGUAGCAUCAUCAGGAGCCGGCUGUACCCCCCCCCUUCCCCCCCUCCCCUCCCGUAAGUUACCCGGCUGGCCCGUGUGUAUCUGUACUUGUUUUUUUUUCCUUUUCAUGGUCGUGUGUGUAUCCUCAUUGCCUCAAAUCGCUGAUCUUAAAUAGAGAAUCCAGAUGUUAGAAUGUGGAGAUAAACAUAUUAUAUACCAGUGCCUUCUAGAGUCAGGCUGGGGAAGGGGUUGUAUAGGGAGGUGGGAGGAGGGGUGAGGGGGUGUGGCACGGCGCGGAGCAUCCAGAUGUAGCCAGAGUCGCACGGCUUAAUGGGACCAGUGGACCUGGACAUGGUCUGGGACUCUGGUGUUUCCGUGUGGACGUGCCAUACGAAGCCUUAGAAACGAGUCUGACUCCGGCUCCACAGUUUGCCGCCUCCUCUCCUGACGCGUCGCUAUAGUAACGCACCUGUAGGCUCGCGGAUGCUGAUUCCUGCCACAGGAGUGAGAGAGGGAGGGAGGGUGACCGUUUCUCUCUCUCUCUCUCUUUCUCUCUCUUUCUUUCUCUCUCUCUCCCGCACACACACACACACACACACACCAAAUUCAGAGAGAAAUAAACAUCUCCGCUGUCUGUUGUUGUAUCUGUAAAAUAACACGAUUUAUUUAUUACUCUUUUCUAUGUGGGUUCAUGUUUUUCUUUUCUUUUUUGUUUCUGCCCGUAGCGUCAGAUCACCGUUCUGUUUCCUCACCGAACGUUUUUUUUUCAGAAUGGAUUUUAGAGUUUUAUUCCGCUCCUCGUUACUUGACGUCACAACUGUCCUCAACUUGUGCACUCUGUCAACUGAUAACUGCCCCACACCCCCCCCCCCCCCCCACCACCACCACACACACACACACACACUUUUCCUAUCUUAGUAUCUGAAUAUAUUUACUGUAUCUCCAUGGCAACUAUAACUUCUUAGAAGUUGAUGGUCACAUGUAACAAAUAACAGAAUAAAAACAAGUGACAUCC